UUGCACAAGCCUUGGGCGAUUUACACACAACCUGCCAAGAGACUGAGAGAGAGAGAGAGAGCGAGGGAGCGAGCGAGUCAUGUUGUGGUCAAGGCCGAGCGCAGCAGUAGUAUCUGUCCUUGUGGCGGUAGAGGUCUCAUGCUUCUCGAGCGCCUUCGUAGCCCCGCCCUCGUCUUCCGGUUCUGCGUUAACGGCGCUGCGCACGGCUCCGCCUGCGACUACGCUGACGAGUCGAUCACGCCCAGCGGCUGGUGGCUACGGCAGGGAGAAGGGCGCUCGCCAGGCGUGGAGUGCUCUAGGAGGUGUGCCAGACGGAGGUGCCACGGCGAGCACUGGAGAGGAAGAGCGAACACGAAGUGCCGCGGAACCGAAGCUGCAGCCUGCAGCCGCGUCUACGGUCAGCGGCCUAGCGACCGGAGCCGCGGUCGUCGCGCUGGCCGCGCUUGGCGGGUUUCCCGGCCUUGCCGCGGCGGAGGCGCCGGCGUGGGUGGGGCCCACGAAGCUUGUUUUGGACCCCACCCUGUUAUACUUCGAGUUCGCGUUCGUGGCUCGCAUCGUUUUGUCCUGGUACCCUAAGCUGGACCUCAACAGCGCACCCCAAAACCUCGUGGCGUGGCCAACGGAGCCCAUCCUGAAGCCCACAAGAGCGAUCAUCCCCCCCGCGUUCGGCGUGGACAUCAGCCCCAUCGUGUGGGUCAUGAUCUGCUCGCUCGUGCACGAAAUAUUGUUGGGGCAGCAGGGCAUUCUUAACCUUAUGUCCAACAAGUAG
Molecule: messenger RNA, 769 nt
Organism: Ectocarpus siliculosus
Lineage: Eukaryota; Phaeophyceae; Ectocarpales; Ectocarpaceae
Source: the annotation of a GenBank genome assembly